Messenger RNA from Zea mays, 1014 nucleotides. Its product is annotated as isopentenyl transferase IPT5. The record is from RefSeq and is marked provisional. The transcript has a single exon. Bases 1 to 1014 code for a protein of 337 amino acids. Gene Ontology annotation, cellular component: mitochondrion. Gene Ontology annotation, molecular function: tRNA dimethylallyltransferase activity. Gene Ontology annotation, biological process: cytokinin biosynthetic process; tRNA modification. NCBI's taxonomy places the organism in Eukaryota, Viridiplantae, Streptophyta, Magnoliopsida, Poales, Poaceae.
AUGGCGGCCCCCGCGAUGGCAGCGCCGCCGCCACCGCCGGCCUGCUUCCCCAUGCCCACCAGGCUGACGAUGCCGCCGACGUCGAUCACGCUCCCGGACCCGCCGCCGCUGUCUGUCGGCGGCGCCUGCAGGCGCGUGGCGGCCAAGCACAAGGCCGUGGUGGUGCUGGGCGCCACGGGCACCGGCAAGUCCCGCCUGGCGAUCGACCUCGCGCUGCGCUUCGGCGGCGAGGUCAUCAACUCGGACAAGAUCCAGGCGCACGCCGGCCUGGACGUGGCCACCAACAAGGUGGGCCUCGCCGAGCGCGGGCGGGUGCCGCACCACCUGCUGGGCGUGGUGCACCCGGACGCCGAGUUCACGGCGGCCGACUUCCGCCGCGAGGCCUCGCGCGCCGCGGACCGCGCCGCGGCGCGGGGCCGGGUGCCCGUCAUCGCCGGCGGCUCCAACUCGUACGUGGAGGAGCUCGUCGAGGGGGACCGGCGCGCGUUCCGGGACCGGUACGAGUGCUGCUUCCUCUGGGUGGACGCGCAGCUCCCCGUGCUGCACGGCUUCGUCGCCCGCCGCGUCGACGACAUGUGCCGGCGCGGCCUCGUCGACGAGGUGGCGGCCGCGUUCGACCCCCGCCGCACCGACUACUCCAGGGGCAUCUGGCGCGCCAUCGGCGUGCCGGAGCUCGACGCCUACCUCCGGGCGCGCGGCCGCGGCCACGGCCACCACCACGACCAGAUGCUCGCCGCGGCCCUCCACGAGAUCAAGGCCAACACGUCCCGCCUCGCCGUGCGCCAGCGCGGCAAGAUCCAGCGGCUCGAGCGCAUGUGGCGCGUCCGCCGCGUCGACGCCACGGAGGUGUUCCUGAAGCGCGGCCUCGCCGCCGACGAGGCCUGGCAGCGGCUGGUCGCCGCGCCCUGCAUUGACGCCGUCAGGUCCUUCCUGCUGGAGGACCAACAAGAGUACAGCAGCAUGGGCACCGCCGGCGCCAUGUUGCCUGCCGCCGUCGCAGCCGCGGCUGUCUAA